Ipomoea nil (Japanese morning glory) is the source of this 1640-nucleotide messenger RNA. RefSeq lists its product as uncharacterized. The transcript has 3 exons. The coding region runs from base 218 to 1312 and encodes 364 amino acids. Lineage: Eukaryota; Viridiplantae; Streptophyta; Magnoliopsida; Solanales; Convolvulaceae. The record is from RefSeq and is a predicted model, not a curated record.
GAAGUGAGCGCACGCGGGCAAAGUACGUGCGGUAAAGCUACACCCGCCGCUGCUUUUAAAUGUCUGUCUCUCUCUCUCUCUCACUCUCUCUUCUGCUAACAUUUUCAUGAGAUUGUGAAGUAGAAGGAGACGCGGGAGGGGGCAGAUUAUGAGCACCACGAAGAAGAGAGGGGAAGUGAGGAUUGGAGCUUAGGAUCACAUAUAGUUUACGUUAGAGAUGAGUCGUCUGGCGCCAUUGGCUGAAGUUCCGAAUGGCGAAGAAAUGGAGGAAUUGUCCAACAACUGUUCGAAGAAAUCCCAGACAUGGAGAAACUGGCUCAGAACCCACUUGUCGUCUCUGCUCUUUAUCCACAAGAAAUCUGACCACAGAAUCCUUCUCAGUGUUCUUGGCUGCCCUCUCUUCCCUGUUUCUUUCCAUCCCAAACUUCCUAUUUCUCAAGUCUCGUCAUCAGCAGAAUACAUAAUACAACACUUCAUGGCAGCGACUGGCUGCCGGAAGCUGGAAGGGAUGGUAAAGAACAUGUAUGCUACUGGAAAAGUUGCAAUGGCAGUGGUGGAUGAGCUUGGCUCGACUGGUUCGCCUGUUGGAUCUGGCAGUAGUGUUUCACAAAAGGGUUGUUUUGUUAUGUGGCAAAUGGUUCCGGGCAAGUGGCAAAUUGAACUUGUUGUGGGCGGUCACAAGAUUAUAGCGGGCAGUGAUGGCAAUGUGGCUUGGCGUCACACGCCUUGGCUAGGUUCUCAUGCAGCUAAAGGCGGCGUUCGUCCUCUCAGACGUGCUCUCCAGGGGCUUGAUCCUCUGGCGAUAUCAGCUGUGUUCUCGGGAGCAGAGUACAUCGGGGAAAAGCAUAUCCUGGGAGUUGAUUGCUUCGUCUUGAAAUUAUCUGCGACUCACAAAGACCUGGCUGACCGCAGUGAUAGCACAGCGGAGAUGAUAAAGCACAUUGUGUUCGGUUACUUCAGCCAAAGAAGCGGCCUGCUCAUUUACCUCGAGGAUUCAUAUCUGACCAGAAUUCAGUCCCCCGGUUCCUUUGCAACAUACUGGGAAACCACAAUGUGCACAAGGAUAGAGGAUUAUCGGCCCGUAGAGGGAGUGAUGAUAGCUCAUUCUGGCUACUCGAGUGUAAUAAUCACAACGUUUGGAGACAAUCUAAAGGCUGGGCCUGCCACCACGCGAAUGCAAGAAACAUAUACCAUAGACGAUCUCGCGUUUAAUGUCCCCGGCCUUUCCAUCGACUCCUUCAUACCUCCUGAAGAAUUGCAGAAAGACUGUUCAGAGGAAAAUCUUGAUUGCAGAUAUCCAUUGCAGCAAUAGCAAAGGACCAUUAUAUUGCUGUGUAGUUGAAUGGUGUUUUUUAGUGAUCACCACUGAGGCACUAACUUGAAGACUUGAAGUCCUAGACCAUAAAAGAUGACCAAUUCUGUAUAUAUAGACUAUAGGCUUGCAUUAAACUGUUUGAAAUAUUGUCUUCAUAUGCCAUGCAUGUUAAACUAUUACUACGCUAAGUGUACCCUUUGUUGUAUAAUGAAGAUUUUCAAACACUGUUGAAAAACUAACUCUGAAGAUUUUCUGCAGUUUCAGUAUGUACUGAGUUCUCUGAGGUCUUCUCAGGUCACUAUUUACAGUGAUGAUCAUUAUACCA